AUGGGAAACUUGUUGACAUUUAUCAAGCCGCUUACCGCAGAUCAGCUCCCACUGCUCUCAAGCUCUAGAAGUCGUAUUUCUCUCGCGCAGCCUUUGGCCGGGUCGCUACCACUCAUCUUCAACAUACCCCUCGACGUCUGGUUCGAGAUCAUGGACCACCUUCCCCUCCACGCAAAAGUCGCUUUAUCUCUCACUUGUAAGCACGCCCUGCGUCUGGUUGGUCUAUCUGCAGCUCGGCAGCUCAGAAGCAAACCCGAGGAGAUCCAAAGCUUCCUCAUGAUCCUUGAGCGAGAGCUGCCAGGCAUGGCGGUGCUGUGUUUUGAGUGCAACACGUACCACUGCCGUGAUCCAAACUUCUUAAGCCGCAUGUUCCGCAAGCCGUGCAAGGUCCUACAGCGCCACCGAGCUUUCGCGGGGUUGCCCAAACUGAACGGUGCGACGAUUUUUCGCGUCAUGAAGCAACAGCGUCUUGGUCCGGCGUUCGGACUUCCCCUAGGUUUUCUCACCAUGUGCGGCUUUGUAGGUGGUCAUUGUAGAAACCACGAGAAUGGGGUUCCAUACGAUUAUCACAAGUGGUUGUGGAGCGCACGGUCGAUGGCAAGGGCGAUCGACGGACAACUGAUCCUGAGGGUCGAGUACCGACUCAGAUUCAACUCAAGUCAUUACGACGACUUUGUCAGAGGGGAGAGGCUGUCACAUAGAGUUAUCGAGAGUGCUGUAUGUGGCCACAGGCUGUGCGACUACGCACGCUUAGCGACCGCGCUCAAUAGUUUUGUUGCCAGACGACACCAAACGAUCGGGCAAGCUGAACACGGGGUCGAAAAGAAAGGUGGCAACUGCGGCUGGUGCAGCUCCGAGUAUUUCUACAUGUUCACCCGUAAGUCUUUGGCAGGCUCGCGUGAAGAGAGGAGCACCAUCGGUGGAAGCGGACGCAUCUUCAUACUAAUACGAUAUACCAAUCUGGGGCCUGGUUAUCCGGUGAUAGCCGAAGCCAUAAAAGUGCUCCGAGCAAUCGAAAAAGCGAGACCCGACACCACAUUCAACAUUCGUGAGGAAUUGCUGGGUGGUUGCUCGAUAGAUGCUCACGGCACCCCUCUGACAGACGAGGCUCUCAAUGCCGCAAAGAACGCAGAUGCUGUAUUACUUGGUGCCAUUGGAGGACCAAAAUGGGGCACAGGUCAGGUCCGUCCGGAGCAAGGCAUCCUCCGACUCCGAAAAGAGCUCCAGACCUACGGCAAUUUGCGACCGUGUUUCUUCGCCUCGCCAAGUCUUGUGUCAACAUCCCCUCUGAAAGAGUCCGUGUGCAAAGACGUAAACUUCACCGUCGUUCGCGAGCUCACUGGAGGCCUGUACUUUGGUGAUCGCAAAGAAGACACUGGUGACGGCACAGCCUACGACGUCGAGCCAUACUCUCGGCCGGAGAUCGAGCGCAUAGUACGGCUCUCUGCGUACUUGGCCCUUCAAGAGUCGCCACCAGCCAAGGUGUGGAGCUUGGACAAGGCGAACGUCCUCGCGACGAGUCGGCUCUGGAGGCGCGUCGUGGAUGAUGUCAUGACGAAAGAAUUCCCGCAGCUGGAAUACGGUCACCAUCUAAUCGACUCGGCGGCUAUGUUGAUGGUAAAGAACCCAAGGGCGUUGAACGGAAUCAUAGUCACGAGCAAUCUAUUUGGCGACAUCAUCAGUGAUGAAGCAAGCGUGAUACCUGGUUCACUUGGCCUUCUUCCGAGCGCCAGUCUUGGAGCUAUUCCGGACGGCAAGACAAAGGUCAAUGGAGUCUACGAGCCCAUUCACGGCUCCGCGCCGGACAUCUCAGGCAAGGGCAUCGUCAAUCCCGUUGCCAUGCUCCUCUCUGUCAGCAUGAUGUUCAAGUACUCCUUGUGUGAACCUGAGCUCGCUCUCGCUGUCGAUCAGGCAGUCAAGCAGGUUAUCGAGAAGGGUAUUCGCACGGCGGACAUAGGCGGCACGUCAACGACCGCUGAAGUUGGCGAUGCCGUUGCAUCGGAGCUUGUCCAGAUCCUGAGUGGCAAGUCCACCUGA
Messenger RNA from Verruconis gallopava, 2037 nucleotides. Its product is annotated as 3-isopropylmalate dehydrogenase. The transcript has 5 exons. Bases 1 to 2037 code for a protein of 678 amino acids. Lineage: Eukaryota; Fungi; Ascomycota; Dothideomycetes; Venturiales; Sympoventuriaceae. Gene Ontology annotation, cellular component: cytosol. The record is from RefSeq and is a predicted model, not a curated record. Gene Ontology annotation, molecular function: 3-isopropylmalate dehydrogenase activity; protein binding; magnesium ion binding. Gene Ontology annotation, biological process: L-leucine biosynthetic process.